GACUGCUGGUCGGGGGACAUCUGAACUCAGUGUGAGCGAGGAACAAUCAUGGGCACAUCAUACUCGCAAGAGGACAUUGAGAGGUUUGCUCUUGAAAUGUAUAAUGACAUUUUAUGGCAAACACCAUGCCUCUUACCAGAUGUAGGCAUAGAUGAGUCUCUGCUGAAAUAUUCUGGUGACGACUCCAACGCGGUGCUACAGUCUUACUCUGAUGGGAUGCUCGACAGCAUGCCGGGUUACGUCAGCGGAUUUGGAUCUGCCUUUGGUAACCUGAAAUCAGUUCCGAAUGCUGUCGGUCUUGGAGCUCUGGUGAUUUCCAUGAUCAUAGAGAUCAUCAUCAAGAGCAGCACUCAGACGAGUGAUAAAACUGACACUUACAGCCUGUUACGACGAGUGUUUGGGGAAGAGAAAGCUUCGAGUGUCCGAGACAUAAUGACGGAGUAUCUGAAACGCCAUCGCAUGUUCAUGACCAAUGACCAACUAUUACGGGAGGAUAUAAAGAGACUGGAAAAGCAGCUGAGCCAACAUCUCACCAUCCUCAGGAACUCCCUUCUGCAAGACGGACAAAUGAGCAGCCGCGGGCUCAAGAUCUGGGUCAACGGAGCCGCCUUCCACGUCCAGAUGCUGAUCCACGAGGUUCGCCUGGGUGUUAAGGCUGAUAAAACUGUAUCAGACUGUGUUUUUGUAAUCAACGCUGCAAUCGAUGUGUAUUCGCAGUCCCUGGAUCUUUUGCUGGAGAAAUACAAGCCCUACAAGAUCAAUUCAAAUAUGUGGAAAGUGGAAUCUUAUCCGUAUAUUGGUGAUGGUUUUGUUGAUCUUGAUAAAUGUUUAAUGUAUAAUGAUGAAAUUGAAGGAUGUAAAACUAGUCUGCGUAACAAAGAUCAUUGGUUGUGUGGUGUUAAAAAAAGAAUUAUGGCGUCUUUUAUGGAUAUUGUUUUCUCAAAAUAUGAACCGAUCAUAGGUUUAAAGAGGUAUUUUUCGAAUGUCAAAAACAAUCUCAACUCUUUAAUCCAUGAGCGUGGUUCAUUCGCUGUGCCAUCCGCUGCAGGCUAGUGUAGCUAUAUGGUAGAUAAGCUCAGAUGCCGGAGUGUGCACUCAUAUGUAGAGGGACUCUUCAGUACACCGGGCCUGGGCUGUUGAUCUGUACACGCAUUAGUCGAGUGUUCAGUUCUAAGACUGUGUAGAAGGAGCUUUAAGUGCUUGAAUUUGAUUUGAUUUGAAAUUUAUGUCCUGAAAAACAGCCAUAUUAAUGACAACGUACUUGAAAAGUGCUUGGAUUAUUGAAAGAAUAUAUGUGAAAAUAGUGUUUAAUUUGAUCGAUAAUACAAUCUCUUCGUGCAUAAUGA
This is a messenger RNA of Pimephales promelas (fathead minnow), 1346 nucleotides long. RefSeq lists its product as uncharacterized. Lineage: Eukaryota; Metazoa; Chordata; Actinopteri; Cypriniformes; Leuciscidae. The record is from RefSeq and is a predicted model, not a curated record.